This is a messenger RNA of Metarhizium acridum CQMa 102, 555 nucleotides long. RefSeq lists its product as uncharacterized. Gene Ontology annotation, molecular function: copper ion binding. Gene Ontology annotation, cellular component: extracellular region. Gene Ontology annotation, biological process: superoxide metabolic process. The record is from RefSeq and is a predicted model, not a curated record. NCBI's taxonomy places the organism in Eukaryota, Fungi, Ascomycota, Sordariomycetes, Hypocreales, Clavicipitaceae.
AUGCGCUUCUCAACCCUCGUGGUAGCUGGCUUCUCUGCCAUCGCCCAAGCCACCCACGACGCUCCGGUAGUCCGCAACAACCCCAACGUCAUCUACGAAGCCGCCCUCCCCAAGCACGGCUUCUAUCACGGCAACAUACAUGUUCAAGGGAGCGUACGUGCCUCGCGCGGCCCGGGCGGCACGGGCGUCAAGUUCGACGUCGACUUUAAGAGCUUGCCCAAGGAGGGCGGGCCAUUCCUCUACCAUAUCCAUGUGAACCGGGUCCCCGCCGAUGGCAACUGCACCAAGACGCUCGCCCACCUCGACCCGUACGGCAGAGGCGAAGAUCCCCCUUGCGAUGCCAGGGCUCCGCAGACCUGCCAGGUGGGCGAUCUGAGCGGCAAGCAUGGCGAGCCCAAGAUAGCCCCUUUAAAGUUUUACUUUGUCGAUCCGUAUGUAUCGUUGGCGGAGGGGACUGAGGCCUUUCUUGGGAACAGGUCGAUUGUGGUGCAUUUUGCAAACAAGACGAGGAUUGCCUGUGCCAAUUUUGAGAAGGUGUCUGGGUGUCCUGCUUAG